Messenger RNA from Enterobius vermicularis (human pinworm), 525 nucleotides. The record is from the annotation of a GenBank genome assembly. Lineage: Eukaryota; Metazoa; Nematoda; Chromadorea; Rhabditida; Oxyuridae.
AUGUCAAAAAAAUGCAAGUUUUUUGGUGCCGAUCCAAUCGAAGAAAGAAAUAGAAAAAUAUUUGAACCUAUCGGAAAAUACUUCAAGAUGGCAGUAGGGGCAAUCAGCGGUCUGAAAAACGCUUCUGUGCUUGGAUAUAAUGGUAACUGGCAUUAUCAAACUGUGCAAAUGCAGCAUGUGGAUCUUCUGACUUUUUUAAAAGAACACGUAGGAAUAAAGCAUGUUAUUGAUAUUCUACUUAUGGAUAACGAGGGUGCAGAGUACGAUAGCGCUCCGUAUUUUUUACGAGAUGGAAUCUUGGAUAGCAAUAAUAUCGUAGUGUGCCAGUGGACAUGUGAGUUUCAUGUAACGAAUGAAGCAAAUCAAAUGAAGCUUGCCGAUUUUAUUAUUAAAAAUGCAGCGGCUGGCAAAUACAUUAUGACGCGUCUGAGUACUGCUGGUCACAUUCGGAUUAAUUUUUUCAACACUGUUGACAAAGUUUGUUUGGAAAGGUAUUGGAGAAGAUGUGGUCGUUCAAAAAGAUAA